Molecule: messenger RNA, 1483 nt
Organism: Dendronephthya gigantea
Lineage: Eukaryota; Metazoa; Cnidaria; Anthozoa; Malacalcyonacea; Nephtheidae
Product: deoxyhypusine synthase-like
Exons: 8
Coding region: 145-1227 (360 amino acids)
Biological process (GO): peptidyl-hypusine biosynthetic process
Cellular component (GO): cytoplasm
Molecular function (GO): deoxyhypusine synthase activity
Source: RefSeq, a predicted model, not a curated record
AAAUAUAUAAAAACUUCGUUGUCCCCAAAACCCUUGGGAAAAACUCCUGAAAAAUUGUAAAUUAAUUCACAAAUUUUGUCCUGAAGCAGUCAACAAGAUUUGUAGGAAAGGAAGUUACACAUUACCGUACAAAGAAUACAGAAAAUGGAUAAUUCUGCCCCAGAAAUUGCAGUUGAAGCGGUACUUAAAGCUAGCGAGCAAAUGCCAAUAGAUUCAGAAACAGUCAAAGGUUAUGAUUUCAAUAAUGGAGUGGAUUAUUCUGCUUUAUUGGCUACAUAUAAACAUUCAGGGUUUCAGGCCACAAAUUUUGGAAAAGCUGUUGAUGAAAUAAAUAAUAUGAUAUCUCGAAGAUUUGAGCUGCCCCCCAAAGAAGGGCAAAAAACCAACUGUGCAAUAUUUUUAGGAUACACUUCCAACAUGAUAUCAUCUGGAUUAAGAGAGACAAUACGUUACCUGGCUGAGCAUAAUAUGAUUGAUUGCAUUGUCACAUCAGCAGGAGGUAUUGAAGAGGAUUUUAUCAAAUGUUUUGCACCAACAUAUAUUGGAGAUUUUAGUUUAAAAGGAGCCACAUUGCGGGAAAAGGGAAUGAAUAGAAUUGGAAAUUUAAUUGUACCCAAUGAUAACUACUGUACAUUUGAAAAUUGGUUGACUCCAAUACUUGAUCAAAUGUUGCAUGAACAGAAAACAGAGAAGAUAAAUUGGACUCCUUCAAAGUUAAUAGAUAGACUAGGCAAGGAAAUAAAUAAUCCAGAAUCAGUGUAUUAUUGGUGCCACAAGAACAAAAUUCCUGUAUUCUGCCCUGCUAUAACUGAUGGUUCUAUUGGUGACAUUUUAUAUUUUCAUUCAUAUAAAAGUCCUGGAUUAAUUUUAGAUUUAGUUGAAGAUAUUCGACGGAUGAAUAGUCAAGUUACUUUUAUAGCCAAUUCAGGUAUAAUUAUUCUUGGUGGAGGACUUUGUAAGCAUCACAUCUGUAAUGCCAAUAUGAUGCGUAAUGGUGCAGACUUCUCUGUCUUCGUAAAUACUGCACAAGAAUUUGAUGGUUGUGAUUCUGGAGCAAGGCCAGAUGAAGCUGUCUCUUGGGGAAAAAUUAAAGCAACUGCAACACCAGUGAAGGUGUAUGCUGAGGCAACAUUAGUAUUUCCAUUGUUGGUAGCAGAGACAUUUGUCAAGAACUAUGAUAUCAAGAGGAAGGAAUUGGAAAAAAGGACAGAAAAUUGUAAAGAAUAAUAGAGAAUACACAUAUUUUACAUGGAUUUGAAAUGCUUUUACACAAAUGCCAAGAUUUUACACAAAACUGUUAUAUAAACCUUUCUUUUAGUGAUGUAUAAUGUCAAGAGCAGAAAGUCUGACGGUGCACAAAAUUUGAUUGGCUUUGCAAAACUAGCAAGCCAGUCAAACUUCAUGUAUUAUAAUAUCAGACUUUCUGCUUGGAUGUAAUAAUAAGAACGGUCUAAUAUAGCAUGGUUUAGCAUGGUCAUCUAUA